Molecule: messenger RNA, 2004 nt
Organism: Acytostelium subglobosum LB1
Lineage: Eukaryota; Evosea; Eumycetozoa; Acytosteliales; Acytosteliaceae
Exons: 5
Coding region: 1-2004 (667 amino acids)
Biological process (GO): regulation of DNA-templated transcription
Cellular component (GO): nucleus
Molecular function (GO): RNA polymerase II cis-regulatory region sequence-specific DNA binding; DNA-binding transcription factor activity, RNA polymerase II-specific
Source: RefSeq, a predicted model, not a curated record
AUGGAUGAGGACCUGGAAGAGGAUGAAGACGACACGACCGAACAAUAUAGUUACUCGUCCAAUAUAGCGUCGCCUGCACUGUCAGACACGAGCAGCACCACCAGCUCGAGGGGCUCUGAGCCCAAGGCGCGCAUCCGAUGGACGCCCGAGGAGGAUGAGAUCCUGUUGAGGUCCGUGCGCCAGAACAACCACAAGAACUGGAAGAAGAUUGCCGAGCCGCUGAAGGGUCGCACGGACGUGCAGUGCCACCACCGCUAUCAAAAGGUGCUGCAUCCCAGUCUUGUCAAGGGUGCCUGGACCACCGAGGAGGACCAAAAGGUCCGUGAACUCGUCAAGAUAUACGGACCCAAGAAGUGGUCCGAGAUCUCCCUUCAUCUCAAGGGAAGGAUGGGUAAACAAUGUAGAGAGAGAUGGCACAAUCAUCUGGACCCAAACAUUAAACGAGAGGCAUGGUCUGAAGAAGAGGAUAGAAUCAUCUUGGAGAAACAUGCCGUCUAUGGGAACAAGUGGGCGGAGAUAUCAAAGUUCCUGCCGGGUCGCACAGACAAUGCCAUCAAGAAUCAUUGGAACUCCUCAAUGAGGAAGGCAAGGACCAACAUGAUGAUGAGCAAUGGCAGCAAGGGUCACAGUGUGCCAAGCACACCCAUACAUAUCAACAACAACAACAUCCACAACAACAAUAACAACAACAACAAUAAUAAUAACAAUCAUAAUAUCAGCAAUAUAAAUCAUUUAAUCAACAACAAUAAUAACAAUAACAACAACAACAAUAUCAAUGGUCUCUCCCAAAGCAGGACACAGACGCCAAGCCGAAAGAGGAGGAACCAGCAUGAUCUCCCUGCAUCUGGCAACGAAGCUGUACUCAAUGACCUGCUGCAACAUCACCAACAGAUGCUGAUCCAUCGUCAGUCCAUCUUGUCAUCACCAUCAACAUCAUCAGCAACAGCAGACGCACUCAGUAUUGAUGUUGAAUCGAUUCAACAAUAUAUAUCUACACCAACACAAACACCAAAGAAGUCACUCCAACAACAACAUCAACAACAACAACAACAACAUCAUCCAAUGACAACGACAAUGAUGGCGGUCCAGUCGGACCUUCACAACCUCAUCACACCCAUCAAGCCAUACAAUGUCUCUGCACUCGACAAGAAGAGACAAAGGAUUGAUUUCUCGCCAUCGAUGACUGUCAAUGAGAAGCCAGUCACAACCAAGCUGGGCAUUCAGAUCUCUGCUCAUGGCAUUGACCAGAACUCUUUGCAAACGAUCAACUCCAAGUUGCGCGCCUGUAGUGAAGGAUCAAAUGGAGCGUCUUACUCGCCCGUCCCCAAUGGCUAUGCUGGCGCACCCCUUAGGUUGGACGCGAUGCUCUCACCCCUCGGAACCUCUGCUGACAUUACCGCCACCACCACGCCCAAGAUGUUCCAGACACCACCUGGCUCCUCACGUACCAAAUCCAGAAUGUCCAACCACAAGAACAGGCCAUUGUUUGUCGAUCAUGAUCAUUCAUUCAAGAUUGUCACUGGCAACCUUGGAGCUGGCACUGGCGUCCUUGGCAUUGGCAAUGCUAACAAUGGCACACAUGUUGCGAUGGACAUCAACAACAUCAACAACAACAACAACAAUAGUGCCAACACAACAAUGGAUCAUUCUCAUUUCUCUGACUGUUCGUUUGAGGCACUGAAGCUCCUGAGCGACACGUCUAGGAGUUCGAUAUUCAAUCAGGCCAAGAAGAUACUGGCACACAACAGCCAGGCGUAUCAGGGUGGAAUCACAAACAUAUCGGACAUUCAUGUACCCACUUCGCCACAGGCCUCUGCCUCAUCUCACUAUGUCUUCUUCAAGGCUCAUCACGAUGUACCAACAACAACAGCAACGGCAACGACAACAUCAUCGUCAACAACGACAUCUCCAUCAUCAACAUCGUUGACAACAUCAUCAACAAUCAAUCCAUCCUCUUCGUCAAUGUCGUCCAAGCCAAGACCAUUACCACUUGUAGAGUUCUAA